Molecule: messenger RNA, 561 nt
Organism: Caenorhabditis bovis
Lineage: Eukaryota; Metazoa; Nematoda; Chromadorea; Rhabditida; Rhabditidae
Source: the annotation of a GenBank genome assembly
AUGACUAAGAUCCAUUAUUCUCGGGCUCCGGAAAACAGCACCAAGUCGUGCAAAGCUCGUGGCUCUGACCUCAGAGUCCACUUCAAGAAUACUCAUGAAGCCGCCAUGGCCCUCCGUGGUAUGCCAUUGAGACGUGCUCAGGCUUUCCUUGCUCACGUUAAGGAGCACAAGGAAAUCGUUCCAUUCCGUCGUUUCCAUGGUGGAGUUGGACGUGCUGCCCAAUGCAAGCAGUGGAAUACCACCCAGGGUAGAUGGCCAGUCAAGUCUGCUGACUUCCUUCUCGACCUCCUCAAGAAUGCUGAGAGCAACGCUGAGUAUAAGGGAUUGGAUGUGGAUCAUCUCGUUGUUGAGCACAUCAACGUGCAAAGAGCCCCAAAGCUCCGCAGAAGAACAUACCGUGCCCACGGAAGAAUCAACCCAUACAUGUCUUCGCCAUGCCACAUCGAAGUCAUCUUGGCUGAGAAGGAUGAUGUUGUUUCGAAACCAACAGAUGAUGCUCCAAAGGUCAAGAAGGAGUCGAAGAGAAAGCAACGCCGCCAAUUGGCUCGCGGAGAAUUCUAA